This is a messenger RNA of Conger conger (European conger), 2177 nucleotides long. RefSeq names its product hydroperoxide isomerase ALOXE3-like. Gene Ontology annotation, cellular component: nuclear envelope. The coding region runs from base 75 to 566 and encodes 163 amino acids. The record is from RefSeq and is a predicted model, not a curated record. NCBI's taxonomy places the organism in Eukaryota, Metazoa, Chordata, Actinopteri, Anguilliformes, Congridae. Gene Ontology annotation, molecular function: metal ion binding; arachidonate 5-lipoxygenase activity. Gene Ontology annotation, biological process: lipid oxidation; linoleic acid metabolic process. The transcript is spliced from 4 exons.
GAUUUGUUUGUGGAGUGGUGAAUGGAUGCUAUAAAAAUGACGAAGAUAUACAGAAGGAUCCAGAGCUCCAAGAAAUGGUGAUGUUCAUAUACAACUAUGGAUUUCUGCAGAAGUCAGAUUGUCCCUCAAGCCUGAAAACAAGAGAAGAAGCCAUUAAAUACAUCACCAUGAUUAUGUUCACCUGCUCUGCCCAACAUGCUGCUGUGAACCAUGGGCAGUAUGAUAUCUAUGCCUGGAUGCCAAAUGGACCAACAACAAUGAGGAAGCCUCCACCCAAGAACAAGGAGGUGACUGAAAAAGACAUAAUGGACACUCUUCCAGACAUUACUACAACACUUGAGGCUAUGAAAGUGGCUAGUUUCCUCAGCCAGGUUCCAAAUGACUUUGUGCCACUUGGAGAGUACCCUGAGGAAGUUGCUUAUGAAAGCCAUAUGAGAGAUCCCCUCAUAAAGUUCAAAAGCACACUGAUGGAAAUUGGAAAGAAAAUCAGGACAAGGUCUGACUCCCAAGAGUUCCCCUAUGAGUAUUUGGACCCUGCAGGGAUGGAAAACAGCAUCACUAUGUAAUGUAUGUCUGAAUGAGCUACCUUUUUUCCUAAUCCAGGUUAUGGUAUUUUAUGGUCUCAGGUUAAAAUUGAUACUUUUGUUCUUGACUUACAUAGGUAAUUUGUACUAUUAUUUUAGUGAUGUUUCUGCUCUGGGAAUGCUGUUAGUCAUGGCUUACACUAUUGCUUAUAUUAAUAAGGUGAAUGCGUUUCUCCAAGAGUGUAAGUCACUAUGGAUAAGAGUCUCUGAAAUGAAUAUGUAAUUAUGCUGGGGAGGAUUUUUCUGUAUGGCAGCAAGACACAUUUUGCACAGACUGUAUCUUCAUCUGGAACCAUUUUUCAUCUUCAUAAUGGAUAAUGUAUACUGUAGUUGCUUAUAACCUCUGGGGUUGCUUAUACCUUCUAUAAUUCAGUAACUUGGGUGUUGGUACUUCAUAUUGUAUAAGGUUUUGAAGACAUUUGCAAAUACUUAUCAACCAAGUAUCAUGUUCUCUUUGAUAUUAUAAGCAUGUGGUUUUGCAAACAGUAUCAAUGUAAUUCAGUUGCUUUGCAAAAUAACUUGUCAUUAAAUGUGUCUUUCUUUACCCUGGAUAUGCCUCCUUUCUGAGAAAGGUUAAAUUCCUCAUAGCAUUUGAUAAGUGUAUUUGCAUUAUGUGAUAUUAUUUUCCCUGUCAUUGUAUUCCUAGAUGGUAAGAACAAUGUCAUGCAUUCUGAUACUAAUUAUGAUUUAAAGUGGAACUUUUGUGGAUAAAUUCAAGCUCAAGGUGUUUGUGUCUAUGAACAACUGUUGGCAUGAGGGGCUACUUACUUCAUUAAUGAGUUUGUUUGAAUUUGUCCUUAUCCUCUAUUCAAUUCUCAUGAUUAUAUUUUUGCAUUUCAAAAAGUCAUGGAAUUUUUAGUGGAUUGGCAAAAAUGCAAGGGUAUUUUUACAGAUUUAUGACAAGUAGAUCAUAGGAACAAAAUUAUUUGAUAAUGAUUUGUUACUUAUUCAAGUUAUCCCCUUUGUUGAAAUAUCAGUCAUCAAAUUCGACAAAAUUAGCUCAUUUAUACCCACCUAAUCAUCCCCUACAUCUGAUUGGCAGCACUAUCUCUGGUAUCUCCUACCCACAAAGUUGUCACAGCAAGAUAAUUAUAUUCUCAGUUUACCUGCAUUGUGAAAUAAGGGUAAAGAGUAUACAGCGCCCUGAAAUGCCAUCCAUAGAGAAUUCCAUAACAGGUAUAAACAUUUUUUGUUAUAACAGGAAUUCUCCCACUUCCUGAUUCUUUCCCCACACCUGAUUGCAAUUCCCCUCUCGUUACAUGUGAAUAAAAACCCCUUUGUUAGUCUGUUAUCUGUCCCGACCAUACUCUCCAGUGUUUAUAUCUGAUUGAUUUCUGUUACGAAUUGUUUUGCCUCCGACUUCCGCCUUUUGCUUUACCCGUCUGUCUUGUUUGGAACCAUAGUUUAUCGACCAGUUUUGGCUUUUCAACUUCUUUUCCUGGAUUCUGUUUUUGUUUGGUUUGCCCGCUAGUUAUCGAUACUUUGCCUGUGACUUCAACUUUGUUUUGGAUUAUCCCUGCUGAUUCUGUUUGCUGGCUAUCGACCUCUGCCUGUUUAAUCUGCCAAGUUUACAAUAAAGACUCUUGAAUCUUG